UUAUGGAUGUACUCUAAGAUCAUGGCCGAGAAAGAUGAUAUUGUUUUGAGUUUUGGGGAUAGCUUAUUGCGAAAAUCCGACCUUGAUUUGUUAAUGGAACCUAACUGGAUAAACGAUAAGAUCAUUACCUUUUGCUUUGAAUACUAUGAAAAGGAACAGUUUAACCAUUCAGCAGACAGAAUAGCACUUAUCAGCCCAUCUAUAGCCCAGUUGAUGAGAUUUGCCACUGUUGAAGACCUGGCUGUGUUACUAGAGCCCUUACAUCUACCAUCAAAGCAAUAUGUGUUUGUUGCUAUUAAUGACAAUGCAGAUCCAUCUCAAGUUGGUGGAACACACUGGAGCCUAAUGGUGUAUGUAAAAAGCAAACAAGAAUUCCAACAUUUUGAUGCUCUAAAGGGAAGCAAUCAAGCCAUAGCUAGAAAAUUUGUAGAUAAAUUGCAGCCUUUUGUUCAAGCACCUCGAGGGAAAUUAAAGUUUAUUGAAAUGGAUUGCCCACAGCAGACUAACAGUUUUGAUUGUGGAAUGUACCUGAUAGCAAUGACUGAGCACCUCAUCAAAGAAUUCUGUGAGUGUUUUAGUGUCAGCCUAACAGAGGUCGUGAACCAGGACAGCAUCCAGCGCAAGAGGAAACAGGUUACAGACUUGAUCCAUGAGCUGGCAGCCACAGACAGCAUAGAGCACCACUUGUCAUGACAGUGACGCGGUGGAUGGACGUCAAACUUGACCAAUACUCGUUAUGAUGGAGAAUAAGCUCACAAUAAGAUGAGUUAUUUGUUUCAAAUCGCAUAACGGACUUGAAUUGCUGAUAACUGACGGUAUCAGUUAUAGAUAGGGGUAAAGAUUUUUUUUCUUUGCUUAAAAAAUACUUAUCUCCCUGAAUAUGAUUUUAGUUUAACUAAUUUUUAUUUUACAUUAUACCAGUUAUUGAUAGAAUACCUUUUCUGUUAUUAUUAUAAUUUUUGGUUUUUAUUUUUUAUCAUAUAUUAAUUUUAUAUAUUGUUUAAAAUAUAUCUAAUUAAUUGGGUUUGUAUUUUAAGUUUGAAUUUUUAAUUGACUUAAAUUUAGUUUUCGGUUUAAAAAGAAAUUAACAUGUGUUAAAUAGCUGUCUUGUAAGAAGUCAGCUUCUAUUUAAAGAGUGAUUGUAUUGCCAUCUUUAAAUUAGCUUUAGAGGUGCGUGUGUGUGUGGCAUCUAAUGUAGGAAUCUGGCAUGUAUUUAGAUCAGAGAGCUGCAUGUGUGCUUGAUCAAAUUUAACCUAGAGAGGUGUUUAUCAUUUAGCCUAGACUAAUGUGUGAUCAAGUAUUUGACAAUAUAAGAGAGAUUGCAAAGCUAACAUACCAUUAUCCAUUCAUUUGUUAAUUAAUUGAUUUCUUGCUAUCUUGGGCCACUGAUUUGGCUCAUUAAUUAGCUAUAGCUUGUUUUGAAUUAAAGUUAUGAGAUGGCUAGAUUUUACUGUUCUAUACAAUAGCUAUGUUGAUCCUGCCAUCUUUAGUAACAUAAGCCAAGUUAGAAGACAGUUUCAUCACACAACUGGAAAGUAAAUUCAUCUUUUUUUUCUUCUCCACAAUAAUCUCUAACCCAUUGAUUGCCUAAUUCAUUGGUUCUUGUAUUUCUGGGGUUCAAGCUGAGUUUUGUUCCACAUUAAAUUAAUCUCUAACCUGCUGAUUAUCUAAUGCACUGGUUCUAGAAGUUUUGUAUUUAUCUCUUAGUUGGGUUGAGAAGAGUUUUAUUUUAUUUAUCUCUUUGACAAAGACCUCUGGUCAGAGUGACACAUAUGUUAACAGAUUUGUUCAUUAUAAUCAGCCGCAGAAGAAAUUAGAUGUAACCAGGUAUCCGAUAUACAGCUACACCUAUAAGAGUUUCAGUUUAUCUUUUUUUUUUCAAGUAUUCCAUUUUUGUCUGACACAAGAUAUUUUUUGGAAAAUAACCCUGCUGAUAUUUUAUUGAUACCGAUAAGUAUUCUAUGGUCAUUGGAGUUUCUUGAGAAAAUGUAUGAUUUAAUUGAAUAUUACAAAAUCCUUCCCAUGACUUAAAAAUAGCUUGUUCUAAAGUAUCCAUCCAUUCACUGGUUGAGUGAAGAUAGAUAUUAAAAUCACACACUAAGGCUUUGUUUUCUUUCAAUUCAAUCCAAUAUAUUACUAAGUUGUUCUUGACAUAACAUGCACUUAAUCUUUAUGAACAUACCGAUUAACUUGUUAUAGUUUAGCUUAAUUAUGAUGUAUAGAAAGUUGUAUUUGCUAUAGUUUAGCUUGGU
Messenger RNA from Physella acuta, 2252 nucleotides. Its product is annotated as sentrin-specific protease 8. The record is from RefSeq and is a predicted model, not a curated record. Gene Ontology annotation, biological process: proteolysis; protein deneddylation. Gene Ontology annotation, molecular function: deNEDDylase activity; cysteine-type peptidase activity. NCBI's taxonomy places the organism in Eukaryota, Metazoa, Mollusca, Gastropoda, Physidae.